Messenger RNA from Antrostomus carolinensis (chuck-will's-widow), 1027 nucleotides. RefSeq names its product serine/threonine-protein kinase SIK3-like. The transcript is spliced from 5 exons. The record is from RefSeq and is a predicted model, not a curated record. NCBI's taxonomy places the organism in Eukaryota, Metazoa, Chordata, Aves, Caprimulgiformes, Caprimulgidae. The annotation marks the transcript as partial.
UCUGAACGUGAACAGGUAUCCCCCUGCCAACUACGACCAGGUGCACUUACACCCCCACCUGUUCCCAGAGCAGCCCCGCGUUUCCCCCAGCACCUACAGCCCGUCGGGAGGAGUUGGGUUUCCUCCAGCCCAGCAAGCUCUGAAAGUCCCACAGCUUGACCAGUACCCCAGUUUCCCUCAAAACGCACAUCAGCAGCAGCAGCAGCAGCACUACACUGCGUCGGCACUACAGCAAGCACUGUUGUCCCCAACGCCCCCCGACUACAGCCGCCACCAGCAGGUACCCGCCUCGGUGCCGCCCCACGGGUACGUGCACCAGCCAGCCCUGUUCCACUCGGAGAGCAUGGAGGAGGACUGCGCCUGCGAGGGGGCCAGGGACAGCUUUCCAGACAGUAAGAGUUCAAACACAUUGACCAAAGGUUGCCACGAGACCCCUCUGCUUGUGAAUGCAGGAGGGCACGGGGACCCCGAAUCUUUACUAGGAACUGCUAAUCAUGCCCAGGAGUUGGGGACGCACCAGUACAGACAUCAGCCCGCUGCUGGAUUCAGUAGGAAUAAGGUGCCCAGCAGAGAGUCCAUCGUAGGGAACUGUAUGGACAGGAGUUCCCCAGGCCAAGCCAUGCAGGUGCCUGACCACAACGGGCUGGGCUACCCCGUGCGACCUGCCUCCAGCGAGCACCCACGGCCCAGGACCCUGCAGAGACAUCACACCAUUCAGAACAGCGACGAUGCCUACGUGCAGUUGGAUAACUUGCCUGGAAUGAGCCUGAUGGCAGGAAAAGCGCUGAGCUCCGCUCGGAUGUCCGACGCUGUCCUCAGCCAGUCGUCGCUGAUGGCCAGUCAGCAGCUGCGCGACCGGGAGGGUGAGGAAUGCGGGGAGAGUUUGGAAGGUCAAGAGCAUCCCAACCUGGGUGAUGGCAGCCAGCAUCUAAACCCCUCCUGUUCCCCGUCGACGUGUAUUACAGACGUGCUACUGAGCUACAAGCACCCGGAGGUGCCCUUCGGGAUGGAGCAGGCAGGGGUGUAA